CCUCAGAUUUCCUCCUCCUUCAUUCUGCUGCUCCCACCCAUCUCUGAUCUACCUCAUUUCAACUCAGCUUGAAAAACCCAAGAGACCAUUUGUUUGGGGUACAGAAAAAAAGAGACUGCAUGCUGAGGGGAUACCAAAGGCAACCAACUGCAGCUAUGGGCAGGAAGCAACGAGCUUCCUCUGGACUCCACAAGCACUGUGAGAAGUGUUUCAACCGGCACUGCCAAGCUCCAGUCGAGCCCACGGUCUCUUGUGUGGUGAUCAGCUGCCGGGCUCACUGCGGUGCUACUUUCCAUAUGUGUAAAGAGGACGAGCACCAACUCCUGUGUCCACUAGAGCAAGUCUCAUGCCUCAACUCUCUUUAUGGCUGCCCUUUCACCAUGGCCCGUUUCAAAGUGGCCAAACACCUCAGAGUCUGCCCCGCCAGUAUCGUUUCCUGUUCGAUGGAUUGGAAUCGUUGGCCAAACGUGGAUUCUGAGGACGUUCUGCACCAGAACAUUAUGAAAGAGGAGCCCGGCGAAGCGUGCUUAGAUGCGGCCCUCGCCUUGAGAGAUCAGAAAGCUCUUUUUAAGACACUCAGAAUGGCUGAGUUUUUCCCAGAAUGCAUGGAGGCCUGUCCCAUAGAUGAAGAAGGGACCGAUGGUGCUGAGUACUACCUAGGAGAAGGAGCUGGUCAGUCUGAAGCAACUAAGGCUGAGGCAGCCGGGCUCAGCCAGGAAGAGCGUGAGAAGAUUGCAAAAGACAAAGAAGGGGUAGAUUUAGUUGGUUACAAAACCUGGGAAAAUAUCUUCAGUAAAGAAUUCAAAGCGUGCACAGUAACAGGCCAACUGGCUGAAAACGAGGAAAGUGGAACGGAGAGUAAGCCUCUGAAAACAGGACCAACUUCUAGUGGCAACGAGAAAGGAAAGCCGCCAGAAGAAGGUAGCGGUGUGGGAGACAGUGAAAAAAACCAAGCCUCUCCUGAAGUGAAUUUAGCAGCUGAAAAGACAGGUUUGGCUCCUUGGCAAGAUGGAGUUUUGGAGAGGUUAAAAAAAGAGGUUCCUAUAGGGGAUUAUAAUAUGUAUCUGGUGCACCAUGGAAGGAUGCUAAUUCAUUUUGGUCAGAUGGCUGCUUGCACUCCCAGAGAGAAAGACUUUGUAUAUGGAAACCUGGAAGUUCAGGAAGUGAAGACUGUAACCACCUUCAGAGUGCCAGUCAGCUAUUGUGGCAAAAGAGCACGCCUUGGGGACGUUGUGGCGCACAGGAAGCCAACUAAGAGCGUAUCUGUGGAUACUUCAGAGUUAGGAGUAAGUCUGGAGGCUCUUCCUAAAUCCGAUGCAAUCAAAACUACACUGUUGUGUGCCUUGGAGAAGGAACUGAAAGGGCAUGAGAUCUCUGAAUCAAAGAGCGUCGAUGCUCUCUUCAUAGAUUUUGGGACGCAAACGUACAACUUUGCUAUGGAGCCUUUCGCUUCCACGGCUGUUCUAGCAGACACACUAGAUGCCAAAGACCCACCGAGUCUCCACCUGCAGCUCGGCAGCGAGAGUGUAACCCAAAGGCACAACAAAAGCAACUCUGCUUUCACGUUCUCUUGCAGCCACGUUUUCAGGAGAGACGAGUUUCCUUCGCAUUUCAAGAAUGUUCACGCCGACAUCCAGUCCUGCCUGAAUGGAUGGUUCCAGCGUCGUUGUCCACUUGCCUACCUGGGGUGCACUUUUGUUCAAUAUCCCUGGCGCCCGGCUGGGCAAAGUUCAAGUGUCAUCUACAGCCAGCACCUCAAGACAUUUGCCCUUAAGCCAGAGGUUGACCCCGUGCUCUCGGAAGCAAAGAAAUUUAACUUGAGCAGAAAUCGCAAGGGGAAAGAAAUGGAUGUUCUGAGCAGCCUUCCCCUGGAGAUCCUGAAAUACAUCGCUGAGUUUUUGGAUAGCUUCAGCUUGUCUCAGUUGGCUCAGGUGUCUGUGCAGAUGAGGGACAUCUGUGCUACUCUGCUGCAGGAGAGAGGAAUGGUUCUUCUGUUGUGGGAAAAGAAGAGAUAUUCUCAUGGCGGCACUUCUUGGAGAGUCCGCAAAAAGAUCUGGAAAUUUAGCAGCCUGUUCUCCACAGUUAAUAGCUGGCAAUUCAGUGACAUCCCUUCGAUGGCUGCACAUUUAAAGACCUGCCCUUUUUAUGAGGUAGAGAGCAAGGAGGACCCUGUUUUGCUGCCUAGCCUGUUUUCACCUGAAGAACAGAUGCAAGACACUUUGGUCUCCACAGUCAGACACAGCCUAAAGAAACUUCAGAGAAGACUUAAUUGAUUUUGAGAGAGAGGUUCUUUUGGAUCUGGAAGAACUCGAUCAGAACUUUAGCUGUUCUCUCUGAAAUGGAUUUCAUAUUCUUUAUUAGUAUGUCAACAGAAAAAAAAUCUUAGCUGUAUGCUUUCAGGAUAGAAUGAAACAGAGGGUGCAAUCCAGAAUCUUUCAAAUAAAUGGGAACUUCACUCCUGACUUCAA
This is a messenger RNA of Lacerta agilis (Sand lizard), 2468 nucleotides long. RefSeq names its product F-box protein 40 (gene FBXO40). Gene Ontology annotation, cellular component: cytoplasm. Gene Ontology annotation, molecular function: zinc ion binding; protein binding; ubiquitin protein ligase activity. Bases 120 to 2273 code for a protein of 717 amino acids. The record is from RefSeq and is a predicted model, not a curated record. The transcript is spliced from 4 exons. NCBI's taxonomy places the organism in Eukaryota, Metazoa, Chordata, Lepidosauria, Squamata, Lacertidae.